CUCGGGUAGCCCGUCGCUUCCUCAACGCCGGUCCACUCGAGCCUCCUACGGGAGUCGAGUUUCGGCUCGUCCGCGACUGCCCGGCGGGAGGUCGACCGCGGCGGUGUGGCAAGGCAGUGAAGCAGCAGGAGGAGAGAGACACACAGAUGCCUCGCUUUAGAGGUCGCGGGUUCAAAUCCGGGCGACGGGCUUCCUGUGUGGAGUUUGCAUGUUCUCCGCUUGCCUGCGUGGGUUUUCUCCAGGGACUCCGGUUUCCUCCCACAUUCGAAAAACAUGCAUGGUGGAUCCGUCUUCCUCUUGGCAGUCUGAAGUCCUCCCUUUGGCUCCGUGCUCCUCAGAGGAGUAUGCUCCGGAAGUACUUCCCUCCGCCACAUCCAGAGGUCAAAAUGGCGGCUCACUGUGUGUGAAGGAGACCAAGAAGGAAGCCGGCUUUUUAUCACCAAAGAACAUGUACAAAACACAAUGUAGUCGUCUAACAGGUUUGUUCGCUGUGAGCAUUCAGCAGAAACUGGUGGGAUGUGGUCCCCGAUGCAAGCAGAUGGCCCGUGGCCUUGUUCUGCUGCACAGGAGCGAUCCUACAUGCUGGAUGACUUAUCAGCACCUUAACUUCCUCAAACGCCAGUAUGUGUCAAAGAAUCUGGGUGCACUUCACCAGCGCGCCAUUCCCAAGCAGGCGCCAGUGCUUGCGGACGCAGAAGAGAGCAACGGCGAUGAGAGGCAGGUCCAAAGAAUCCCGACCGUCGAUCCUGCGGUGGAGGAAUUUUCCACCUCAGUAAUGUCUCAGGAAACAGCCAGCUCUGUGACGGUGUCAGACGAGACACCGCAUGUGCAGGUGGAGACGGACGAGGCUCGGGAGGCACGUCUGGACCGACAGUGGAAGGAGCUGAAGGUGGAAGCGGCUGACUUACCCGACAUCUACGCCCGACUCGCCAAAAUCAAACUCACGGCACUCGUGGUCACGACGACGGCGGCCGGUUAUGCUAUGGCGCCGGUGCCCUUUGAUCCUGUCAUCUUCUUGGCGGCAUGUCUGGGUACUGGACUCGCCUCCAGUGCUGCCAAUUCCAUUAACCAGUACUUUGAGGUGCCCUUUGACUCCAACAUGAACCGUACGAAGAACCGUCCACUUGUCCGAGGACAGAUCAGCCCCCUCCACGCUGUCGCCUUUGCCGUGGCGUGCGGCGUACCCGGCGUGCUGCUGCUGACGUACUCAGUCAACCCGCUGACGGGCUUCCUGGGCGCACUCAACAUCUUGCUGUACACGUGUUGCUACACGCCGCUCAAGAGGCUCACCAUCGCCAACACGUGGGCCGGUGCCGUGGUGGGCGCCAUACCACCUGUCAUGGGCUGGACAGCCGCCACGGGCUGCCUGGACCCAGGUGGUCUGUUGCUGGGUGGCUUCCUUUAUAGCUGGCAGUUCCCGCACUUCAAUGCCCUUAGCUGGAACCUGAGAGAGGACUAUUCGCGCGGCGGCUACCGCAUGAUGUCGGUUACGCACCCAGCGAUGUGUCAGCGCGUGGCCCUGCGCCACAGCGUGGCACUGGGUGGCCUGGCAGCAGCAGCGCCGGUACUCGGGGUCACCACAUGGACCUUCCCCCUUGUGUCACUGCCCAUCAACGCAUACAUUACCCUGCUGGCCUUCCGAUUCUACCGGCGGGGUGACCGCGCCAGCGCCCGCAAGCUUUUCUUCUGCAGCCUUUGGCACCUUCCCAUGCUGUUGCUGCUCGCGCUCACGUGCAAGAAGCCUCGCGAUGACGACGACGCUAGCACGAGCUAACACAGUCGUGUGCGACGGACACAUUGUUUUUGCACAAAAUCAUUUUUAUGGCACCAGUCUGUACUGUAAAUAUGUAUUUAUAAGAGGGCCCAUCACUACCUCUCUUGUAAGGCAGCGCACAUCAAAGGUAGUCCAUCUUGAAACCUUUCUAAACUGUACAUGAAAUGUUUAACAUUUAAUCAUGAUUAACAGGAAUUUAAUCAGCUUAAUAUGUUCAUUUAAAAAAAUAAAUAAAUAAAACCACUCAUGUUAAACAUGAAAA
Molecule: messenger RNA, 2036 nt
Organism: Syngnathoides biaculeatus (alligator pipefish)
Lineage: Eukaryota; Metazoa; Chordata; Actinopteri; Syngnathiformes; Syngnathidae
Gene: cox10
Product: protoheme IX farnesyltransferase, mitochondrial
Exons: 10
Coding region: 209-1774 (521 amino acids)
Biological process (GO): heme biosynthetic process
Cellular component (GO): membrane; mitochondrion
Molecular function (GO): protoheme IX farnesyltransferase activity
Source: RefSeq, a predicted model, not a curated record